Nannospalax galili (Upper Galilee mountains blind mole rat) is the source of this 3376-nucleotide messenger RNA. It is a transcript of the gene Cnih4, whose product is annotated as cornichon family AMPA receptor auxiliary protein 4. Lineage: Eukaryota; Metazoa; Chordata; Mammalia; Rodentia; Spalacidae. The record is from RefSeq and is a predicted model, not a curated record. Gene Ontology annotation, cellular component: COPII-coated ER to Golgi transport vesicle; endoplasmic reticulum membrane. Gene Ontology annotation, biological process: endoplasmic reticulum to Golgi vesicle-mediated transport.
AGCAUGCACCGCGCUGGACGAUGGCUUUCCCGGACCAUAACUCCCGGCAUGCAGCCGAUCCGGGCGGCGGGGCCCUAAACUGGUUUGACGGGCCGAGCGGCGGCAGAGGAUGGAGGCGAUGGUGUUCCUCUUGUCUCUCAUCGACUGUUGCGCGCUCAUCUUCCUCUCCGUGUACUUCAUAAUUACACUGUCUGAUUUAGAAUGUGAUUAUAUUAAUGCUAGAUCAUGUUGCUCAAAAUUGAACAAGUGGGUGAUUCCAGAGUUGGUCGGCCAUACCAUUGUCACUGUGUUAAUGCUUGUUUCAUUGCACUGGUUCAUCUUCCUUCUCAACUUACCUGUUGCCACUUGGAAUAUAUAUCGGUUCAUUAUGGUGCCAAGUGGCAACAUGGGAGUGUUUGAUCCAACAGAAAUACACAAUCGAGGGCAGUUGAAGUCACACAUGAAGGAAGCCAUGAUCAAGCUUGGUUUCUACCUGCUCUGCUUCUUCAUGUAUCUUUACAGUAUGAUUUUAGCUUUGAUAAAUGACUGAAGCUGAGGAAGCCGAGGUUGGAAGUCAGCCUACACUAUACUGCGCAGUUGAGGAGCCAGAGACUACUUAAAUCAUCCUUAGAACAACCGUAACCAUAGCAGUAUAUAUUUUGGGUCUUUGAACAAAAAAAACUAUUUUUGCUGUAUUUUUACCACAUAAAGUAUUUAAAAAAAAAAAUGAAUUGAGUUUUUUGUAGAUUUCUGAUUCUCAACCCCAGCACAUAAAGGUGUUUUGUGCCCCCUGUAUGUGAAGGUGGCUGUUUUUAGGUAUAGAGGUAGGAAUGUAUGCCAGCUUUGCAUGCCAAAGAAAUAAAGGACACACCUAAAACAGAGCCCUUAGUAGAUUAGCUGGGCUGUCUUGAAGUCUGCUGAAAAGCCAGGGCACAGAGCAACAGAGCUAACCUGGACAAAAGAAGAAAGUUAAUAUGUUGUGGCAACUUCAUGUUAAUCUUGUUUAAGCAUUUAUAGGACUGUCAGCUAAGUCUUCCAACAAGAAUAUUAACAGAAAAUGACAUUUCCAAAAUAUAUUUAUUUCUUUGCAGUAUUUGUGAAACCUUAUAAGCCAUGUGCCCAGGUAUAAUGUAAUUUUUUAUCAAGAGCUUUCAUUUUAAAGCUAGUACCUCCACAAUCACCCCCAAACAAUCCCCUUGGCUUUUGACAUUCUUAUUUUUGUAUUAUAAUUGUUCCUUUUGUAUUUGAUCUCUUUGAUAAUAUAUUUUUCUGGAUUUGGAGAGGUGAUUUAGUAGAAGACACUCAUCAGAUUAGAAGCAGGAAACCAGUCAUCCGUGAACUGAGCCUGUUAGCCCUCUCUUGGUGUGGAAUUAAUGGCAUCCCCUUACCUUCUUCACUGACCAUUUUGUUUUUAUGUCUCUUUCUUUGUUUUUGUUGUUUUAGACAGGAUCUUAACUAUGUAGCCCUGGCUGGCCUGGAGUUCACUAUGUAGACCAGGCUGGUCUUGAACUCAAAGAGAUGUGCCUGACUCUGCCUCCAGAGUGCUGGGAUUAAAGGCAUGUGCUACCAUGCCCAGCCCUGCACUGACUACUUUGUGAAUGGGGAAACCCAGUACAAGCCAUUGCAUGCAUAUAGCAAUAUCUAACCACUCUGUUGGAGCUAUUUGUAAAUUCUUGCCUUCCAUGAGAGCAAUUAACUUCUGGAGUUCUGUUUAUGUCUUGCAGUGUAAUGUGAAUCAGGCAAUUCACUCUUAGUCUUACUUUGUACUUUAAUGUUGCUAUCUUAAGCACUGGCAUUUAAGCAAAAUAUGAUUUACUUUGGCAUGACAGAACUGGGUGAUAAAACAAAGUGUGUGGUCCCUCAAAGAUUAAAUGUUGCCUCUUUGGCUCUGGAUCUGUUAGAAGCAAGGAAGCCAGAUUCCAUGAGCUACUGUUUUCUGGGAUGAAAGCAGUUCCCUGGCCACACAUGAAUGGGAAGGUGGAAUGGCAUGCAGAGUAAAUUUGGUUCCCUGUGCCUUCUCUGAAAUCACAGAAAUUUUUUUGUCAUCUUGUAUUUCUGCCUGGCAGAGGGCCAAGCAGCUGUAACACGGAUUUUACUUACUUUUCCCUCUUGGGUACCUUCUGCUUAAAAAGCAAUCUCUUCUCUCCUAACUUCCAAUGCCUCUUAAUAUUGUUCAAGCUUUUUAAACAGUGAAGCAGUUGGAGGAUGUAACUUUGUAGAACUAAGAAACAAACUGUCAUACUUAAAAGCUCCAAGGUAGUAGAAAACUUUGACCAAAAUGUUUCAACUUCUUCAAGUGUUCUUAACCAAAGUUCAAAACAGUAUAGCACGAUUGGGCUGUCAGUUUACAAGCAUCAGGCUUACAUUGUUAAGGCUGAGUAAAUGAGAAAGAUGCCUUGUUUGUAACAAAAGACCAGGAGAUCUGUAUUCUGAAGUAUUAAUUAAAAACUAACUCCUUUCUUGUUUGUAUCAAAGCCAGAAAGGGAAGAGUCAUUCCUCUAGUUUUGGUGGGGGCAGGGACUCUUUACAAAUGGUGAAAAGGGUGGGGGCAUGGUGGCCCAUGCCUUUAAUCCCAGCAGAGGCAGGCGGAUCUUUGUGAGUUCAAGGCCAGCCUGGUCUACAUAGUGAGUUCGAGGACAGCUGGAGCUACAGGGAGACCCUGUCUCAAAAAGACCUAAAAAAACAAAACAAAACAAAAAACAAAUGGUGAAAAGGAAGAAGACCAGCCCUGGCUCUGAAGUAGCUAUUAGAAUGUGGGAGGUUGUGCUUUUUUAUUGACUGGAUAGUUGGUUGCAGAGGGCUUCAGAGAUCAUAGAGAUCAUGUUCUAGCAUUUUUAUCUCAGGUGAGAAGCAGAGGCCUAGGAUUCUCAUCUGGAUAGCAUCUGGAAUCCUGUUCAGUCCCGUGUCCUCCUCCUGUACCCUCCACUUUCCUGUCCCUCUGUAAAGGCCGAGUAUUGAAGACCUGGCCAGUGUAGACUACCAUGGGAUGCUCCUGUGUGCCAUGUCACUUUUCCUUUCUCCUUGUAGCUUUUCUGCAGUAGACGCUGUUGUUAGUCUAGUACCUCAGGUAAGGAGGCAAGAUCCAAGAUGCAGCCCAUUCCUCACCCCUAGCAGGCCCCUUUCCAUGCCUGUUACACAGAUAGCAAUGUAGCAAGAACCCAAUGGUUUCCCCUGACCUGGUCUGACAGUUGGUUAAAGCUGAGAGCUACAAAAGCAUCCCGUGUACUCCUUCUGUGAUACUUGGUGCUUUCCAGUGGUACUGCGUGGUUGAAUUCUCCUGCUAGAUUGUGCGCUCCUGGAGGGCAGAGUCCACUCUGAUCAUGUUUGUGUCUUCUUCCUUUCUCUCCUGGCACCUAACACAGUGCCUUGUACACAAAAACAAUAAAUGGUUGUUGAA